AUGGGUUGUGCGUGUGAUUUUGCCUUAAAUGGCCUAAAUGUCCCCCCAAAAAAAAAAAAACGGAAUUUUCUGUCCACGGAGGAUUUCGUUUGCCGUGAGAUUUGGAUUUGCAUUUUAGGCCGUUUGGCUGGAUUUCGCCCAAAUCCGGCCUUAAAUCCGCCUAAAUCCGCAUACCAAACAGCCCCUAAAGUAAACGAGGAUUUCUACAAUCGAACGCUCUCGGGAGGGCUGAUCACCAUCAUUUCUUCCAUCGCCAUUCUUCUGCUCUUCAUCUCCGAGAUCAGGCUAUAUAUUUAUUCAGGCACCGAGACUAAGCUAAUUGUAGAUACCUCAAGAGGAGAAAGACUGCGUGCCAAUUUUGAUGUUACAUUUCCAUCCCUUGCUUGCUCCCUUUUGAGUGUUGAUGCUAUGGAUAUCAGUAGUGAGCGUCACUUCGAUAUCAGGCAUGACAUUGUAAAGAAAAGAUUAGAUCAUCUUGGGAAAGUCAUUGAUUCAAGAAAAGGUGAUAUUGGUGCACCACAGGUGAUAUUUGCCUAAAUGUUCACUCUUUUAACCUAUUUCUUUCUUAAUUAGUGGGUCAAAAUUUUAUAUUAUUUACUUUUCGUUAAGCAACGUGAGUACACAUCGCUCAAGUGCUUGCAAAAAUUGUGUAGCUGAAACUCAUUAGUUAGUGCAGUUUAAAUAUUUGCGAUCAUAAUGGAUUGCUGAUUUGUUGGAGUCAUCAUUGGAUGAGUUCGAGUUUGAGGAAAGUUGUGUAAAUUCGAUGCUAUUCUGUUCAUUUUACGUUAGGUUUGGUUCA
Molecule: messenger RNA, 799 nt
Organism: Dendrobium catenatum
Lineage: Eukaryota; Viridiplantae; Streptophyta; Magnoliopsida; Asparagales; Orchidaceae
Product: endoplasmic reticulum-Golgi intermediate compartment protein 3-like
Exons: 4
Coding region: 1-537 (178 amino acids)
Cellular component (GO): endoplasmic reticulum; COPII-coated ER to Golgi transport vesicle
Source: RefSeq, a predicted model, not a curated record